Messenger RNA from Impatiens glandulifera, 669 nucleotides. Its product is annotated as phylloplanin-like. Bases 8 to 451 code for a protein of 147 amino acids. The transcript is spliced from 2 exons. The record is from RefSeq and is a predicted model, not a curated record. Lineage: Eukaryota; Viridiplantae; Streptophyta; Magnoliopsida; Ericales; Balsaminaceae.
CCCGACCAUGGCUUCAAAGUCACCAUUGUUCAUUUUGUUUUUCACCAUAAUAACCAUGGUUAUGACGGUCCAAAUGACCGAUGCCCAGCUCUUCGGCCAAAACCUCAACAUCACCGGAUCGGUGUUUUGCUCUCUUAAUGGCAGCUCCGGUGUUGUCAAUGCUAGUGUUCCACCUUUUCCUAAUGCAACGGUGCAGUUGGAAUGUGGAUCAGGAAAUGUGUUGGCCAGCACCACGACAAACAGUGCGGGGUCGUUCUCAAUAAUUGUGAGUCUGAUAACUUACGUCGUCAACAUAUUCAGCGGUUGCAAGAUCGUGGUGCCGACACCUCUCUCCUCAUGCAACGCGUCGCUCCCCUCAACAGGCUCCUUAUUCUCCCCCCUCCAAAAAAUUGGACCAGAUAAUUUCAACCGUAUCUUAAACGUCACCAAUGGAUUUCAGUUUCUUCCAUGAUUGGCCGGGAUGAAGUCUACAAACUAAAAGUUACUUAAUAUGGUAUUGAUGUUACACAUAUAUAUAACAAUGUCCUAAUAAUUAGUGGUCAUAUAUAUAUAUAUAUAUAUAUGCACGUGACUAAAGAAUGAAUAAAAAGGAGCUGCAAUGGUGCAUCUCCUAGGUUAUGUAUGCACUAUUUAGGGUUCCUUCCUUAAAAAAAUAUAUGAUUGUAAUAU